CGCGAGGGCGUGUGCCGUCCCAAGCAGUAAGGAGGAUGCGGAUAUUCUUUCUAGAAGCCUCGGCGAAUUGCGUAAAAUGGAGUGACGUUUCGGCGCUUCAUCUUUUGUGAGACAUUACCAGCCUAAAAUGGACAAUGGCACUUUCUAGCGACGCUACUUUUUGGAACAAGACCAGCAAACUGUGGAAAGCAGAAGACUAAAUGAAUAUUCUACGUCGUUCGGUUAAGUUACUGGUUGAAAUUCGUUCCGAUUGGCCUCUGAUUCCACGUAGAGUUGUAGGAAAAUAAGCAACUACACUAGGAGGUCUAAGUACAUAUUCCGGCAAUGAGCUUGAUAAGCUGCGGCCUUCGUGCAGGGGUGACAUGCAUGUGUCGUGUUGCUGAUCAGGUCGGCGCAGGCAAAUGAUGAAGAAGCUCGCAGCGGCGGUGACCGCUUUUUCCGACACCUCCGUUGGCAUACGGCUGUUGGUACUGACGCGCACUUACUUUGAAAAUUUGAAUGGGCAUGCCACGAUUAAUUUGUAUUUGUACAUCAACAGGAUACUUCGUUUGGUAGUUCUAGGGCAGUUUCUGGCUCGCCUGUGCAACAUCAGGCUUGAGCUUGAUACGAUAGAGCGGAGCAUUGCAAGGGGAAUGGCCUCUCAGUUCGUGCUCAGUUACAUGUGUCCUGUGCAAUCACUUUGAUUGGUAGCGGCAGGCUCAUGCAAAGGCGGUGCAUGGCGAUGGCCGUAUGCAAGCUGUUGAAUUCUUUACCACACCUUCCCGGUAGUCGGGGUGUAGCGAUCCGCAUUAUCAAAUUUCAUGAACAGGAGCAGCUGAAGGGAGGCGGCGUGCUGUCCUUACUCCGCCGGGAGCUGAAGACCGAGGUGACGAAAGAGUGGGCACGACAGUCACGCAGGUUCGUGAAGGAUUGGCACCCGAAAAUGGCAUUCGUCCAGUUCAAAAGAUCCGACUGCACGAACGGGCUGCACGCUAUCAAAGUCGACUUUCCUUGUCUCACCGAGUGGGCGAAAGCGUCCAUGCAGGAGCAGGGGGUGAAAGAAGCGACCAUUUUGGCGCAUUACACCGAAGGAGUCUACAUCCCCCCCGGCCGCAUCGAGCAGUGCCGUUGGGGUGUGCCCACCAGCCACGCAAUCUUGACGAAAGCCGAGGCCGGGUCAACCAUGCUGCAGCUAGACCUUGCGGCGGAGAUGUGCUCGAAGAACAAGGAUUGCGGCGGGUUUGUGCACUUCAACGAAGAUGUGCCGUCGAGCGCAAAUGCCACUGCCGCUACCACAACUUCGUUUCCGGCCGACGGACUGGUGGUAAGAGUGCGGAGUGCUGCGAGUGUGGGAACCGCAGGGGGCACGCAGCUGGCAAAUAUCACCUACAUCGACCACGGAAAGAAGGCGAUGCCAGGAGAUAUCGUGUUCCUGAUGAGCUCGGCCGAUUGUGCGAGCAUCCUGUUCAGCCCCGACGACCCCACGCAGUCCAUGAGCAGAGAGGACUGCUAUGGCAUUGAAAACAGCUCCCCCCGAAAUGGAGGCCAGGGAUUCGCCGUUGGCGCAUGCAUAGCAACGAAGGCAUUGAAUCAUGCACCUACCAGAUGCAUAGGAUCGAUUAGGACAGCUCGUGGAAGAGCUACACGACAGACAUCGGGGUUUAAAAGCGCGAUAUUUAAAAGCGCGAUAUUUAAAAGCGCUUGCACCUCCAAGAAUAACGUGAAGAAGCCAAAACAAAAGCCGGACAUCGUAUGUUUCUGUGCAAGUAGCUGCGCCCAGCUUUAAAAAAAGAACACGAGUACUUCCCGGGACAGACGAAAACGUAGAGUCGAACACAUUAAUAAAGUCAUCAGCUGCAUCCAGCUGCAAUGCCGUCCGAUGCUUUUGUGUACCAGCCCGAUUUUUUUUGGUCGAGUCGAUAUUCAUAGCUCGAAAUUCUACGCUCUCUUUAGCAUAUUAAUUUAGAACGCCUUCCUGCUAUUCGAUUUCGUUCCGGCUACGGCGUGGGGACCGUUUUGCAGGCCAAAGCGGCGACGCUCUGCCUCCCCCAAAACAGUGCAAGACAGGGUGUGUACGGGCGUCGCACUGCAAAGAGGACGCGAAGGAGAACACCUACAUUAAGAAGCGCAUCAUUAUGGCGGACUCUGGGUCACUUACAGAGUAUCGAAAGCGGCAAAUCUUCUUCCUUCUCAUUUGCAUUUCUGCAUUUCCACCUCGCCAUGGCCUUCUUUUAAAAGAUAAAGAACUUGAGCGACACGCAACAAGAAUAUUGCCAGAACUGGUGCGACAGGCUUUCGGUCGUGCCUUAUGCUGUUAAGAGGAGGAGAAUGAGUUGUGCACUGUCAUACAAAGUUAUCCAGGAAAAAACUGCGUCAUUCAUGGUGUUGUGCACUGUCAUAAAUUUAUCUUUCGAAGAAGCAGCUACUAACUAUUUGUAUUUCUCUUCCUCCGCAACCGGCGCUCUCUCGAAAAAGUGCACCUCCACUGGUGAGCGACAAGAAUUAGUUUUGUAUGGCGGUGGAAAAACAAGUACAUGUCCUCGUGCGUCGCUGGUGCGUGAAGUCAUUUGUGAACUGCAGACGCUCCGGGAGUAGACUAGCGGCGUACUAAGUAUAGCUGUUUUUUUCGUGUCGUGCAUUGGCACAGUUUUUCCCCUGCAUAAGGGGAUCUACUAGCUGGGGCAGACAAUUUCGAGGGACAGACCACGAGCACAUAUCCAUUUGAAAAAACUAAAGAUAGUGUGAGUUUGGCAUGCUGAACAUAAAGCAAGGCAGUUGCCGUAAACAAGGACUCCCAGCAGGCUGGCCAUGUCUUGCAGGCUCCAGAAUGGGCAUCAUGCAUUGUAGGAGGUCCUCCUCUUCACGUACCACUUCCACUAUCUGCGUUCGACGAGUUGUAGCUGUCAUGCUGGAAAGAUUCAUUUGUGAAGUCACACUGACUAUAAAAGUUUUUUUGGAUGCGCCCACGACCACGACAACCACUGCCAACAUCAUUUUUACUCCCGUUCGGUAGAUGCUUGCUCUUUCUGGAAAAUUUAGAAGUCACUAAAACUCCCUUACGUGGAUAUCCAAAAGGAAUGCGCGACCAGGAAUGAUUGGCUGUUAUCGGAAUCAAUAACAGAUUGUGACGCAGCCUCGUCCAAUGUUUAUUUUUGUACGAUGUGGUACUGCUGAUAGUGAUACUGAUUGUAGUUCUAGUUUCGCUUUCGAGAUCCAACCAACUUGUUUCACUCAAUUUUUAGAUCGUGAGAAGUAUAUGUUUAGUGAGAGCAAGUAUACAGCUUCUUUAAAUCCGUCAAGAAACGCGCUACCCUGCGUAUAGCCUGCUCAGACGUUUCAAUCUUAACCGUUAGAAUAGAGCUUUACUUUUUUCAUGAAAAAAAUAGCCAUUUGAAAACUGCGUUGGAAAUUAGCUAUAUUCUUCGUUGAAAACUCUCAUAAAAUUUUUUUCGGCGGAAAUUUUUUCAUCUCCACCGAAGCUGCCGACUCCACCGUCCGCGACGACUGGAACCUCCGUGAUGAUGAUGUGAAAGCUUGCUUUCAACCUUACCAAAAGUCGACACCGAAAGACAAAAACGUAUCGGCCAGACCUCCUGCGAUUUGUCGCAGAUGGUCUGACAAAGAAUACGACCACGUGUCGGCACUUGGUCAGUUGAACAGUGAGUUUCAUUUCCCAAUACUAAAAUGAAGAGCCCGCUGCUGACCAGGCUGCUUCCUCGUGGCUGCUAUUGGCAAAUGAAACCUGUUUUAUACCAGACAAAUAGCACGCGCCUCGCCCUAUUCUUUUCUCCCAAUUCACCUGCGACAAAUCGGAGGUGGUCUGGGUGAUGUAUUUCUGUGCUUCGAUAUUAACUUCUGGCCAGAUUCGAAACAAGUUUUCAUAUCAUAAUCACGGAGGUUGCACCAGCUGUCGCGGACGGUGAAGGCGGCAGUUUCGGGGCGGAGUUGAAAAAAUUCUUGGAGAAAUUUUUCAUUAAGAAUUAGCUA
Messenger RNA from Amoebophrya sp. A120, 3966 nucleotides. The record is from the annotation of a GenBank genome assembly. NCBI's taxonomy places the organism in Eukaryota, Dinophyceae, Syndiniales, Amoebophryaceae.